Molecule: messenger RNA, 5478 nt
Organism: Carlito syrichta (Philippine tarsier)
Lineage: Eukaryota; Metazoa; Chordata; Mammalia; Primates; Tarsiidae
Gene: SI
Product: sucrase-isomaltase
Exons: 47
Coding region: 1-5478 (1825 amino acids)
Biological process (GO): carbohydrate metabolic process
Molecular function (GO): carbohydrate binding; alpha-1,4-glucosidase activity
Source: RefSeq, a predicted model, not a curated record
AUGGCAAGAAAGAAAUUUAGUGGAUUAGAAAUCUCUCUGAUUGUCCUUUUUGUUAUCGUUACUGUAAUAGCAAUUGCCCUUGUUGUUGUUUUAGCAACUAAGACACCUGCUGUUCAAGAAAUUAGCGAUUCUACAACUCCAGCUACCACUCGUACAACUGCAUAUCCCUCUGGUUCAGGAAAAUGCCCAAAUGAGCCAAAUGACCAGAUUAAUGAGAGAAUAAACUGCAUUCCAGGACAGUUUCCAACCCAGGCAACGUGUGCACAACGAGGCUGCUGCUGGCGUCCAUGGAAUGACUCUGUGAUUCCUUGGUGUUUCUUCGUUGACAAUCAUGGCUACAGUGUUGAGACAAUGACAACAACAAGUACUGGACAUGAAGCCAAAUUAAAUAGGAUACCUUCACCUACGCUAUUUGGAAAUGACAUCAACAGUGUUCUCCUCACAACUCAAAAUCAGACACCCAAUCGUUUACGGUUCAAGAUUACUGAUCCCAAUAAUAGAAGAUAUGAAGUUCCCCAUCAGUUUGUAAAAGAAUUUCCUGGACCUGCAGCUUCUGAGACAUUGUAUGAUGUGCACAUUACAGAGAGCCCAUUUAGCAUCAAAGUUGUUAGGAAAAGCAAUAACAAAAUUUUGUUUGACACCAGCAUUGGUCCACUAGUGUACUCUGACCAGUAUUUACAGAUCUCUACCAGACUUCCCAGUGAAUAUAUUUAUGGUUUUGGGGAACACAUUCAUAAGAGAUUUCGUCAUGAUUUAUAUUGGAAAACAUGGCCAAUUUUUACUCGAGACCAACUUCCUGGUGACAAUAAUAAUAACUUAUAUGGCCAUCAAACAUUCUUUAUGUGCAUUGAAGAUGUUUCUGGAAAGUCAUUUGGUGUUUUUUUAAUGAACAGCAAUGCAAUGGAGGUUUUCAUCCAACCUACUCCAAUCAUAACUUAUAGAGUUACUGGUGGCAUUCUGGAUUUUUACGUCUUUCUAGGAGAUACCCCAGAACAAGUAGUUCAACAGUAUCAACAGCUCACUGGACUACCAGCAAUGCCGGCAUAUUGGAGUCUUGGAUUUCAACUGAGUCGCUGGAAUUAUAAAUCACUAGACGUAGUGAAAGAAGUGGUAAGAAGAAACCGGGAAGCUGGCAUACCAUUUGACACGCAGGUAACUGAUAUUGACUAUAUGGAAGAAAAGAAAGCUUUUACUUAUGAUGAAGUUGCAUUUAAUGGGCUCCCUGAAUUUGUUCAAGAUUUGCAUAACCAUGGACAGAAAUAUGUCAUCAUCUUGGACCCUGCAAUUUCCAUAAAUAAACGUACCAAUGGAGCACCAUAUGAAGCCUAUGACAGGGGAAGUGCACAAAAUGUCUGGGUAAAUGAGUCAGAUGGAAGUACCCCACUUAUUGGAGAGGUAUGGCCAGGAUUAACAGUAUACCCUGAUUUCACCAAUCCAUCCUGCAUAGAUUGGUGGGCAAAUGAAUGCAGUCUUUUCCAUGAAAAAGUGAACUAUGAUGGACUUUGGAUUGACAUGAAUGAAGUUUCCAGCUUUAUUAAAGGUUCAUUAAAAGGAUGCAAUGACAACAAAUUGAAUUAUCCACCUUUUACUCCUGAUAUUCUUGACAAACUCAUGUAUUCCAAGACAAUUUGCAUGGAUGCUGUGCAGUACUGGGGGAAACAGUAUGAUGUUCAUAGCCUCUAUGGAUACAGCAUGUCUAUAGCCACAGAGAUAGCUAUACAAAAAGUGUUUCCUAAUAAGAGAAGCUUCAUUCUUACCCGGUCAACAUUUGCUGGAACUGGAAGCCAUGCUGCACAUUGGCUAGGAGACAACACUGCUUCAUGGGAACAAAUGGAAUGGUCUAUUACUGGAAUGCUGGAAUUCAGUUUGUUUGGAAUGCCUUUGAUUGGAGCAGAUAUCUGUGGAUUUGUGGCUGAAACCACAGAAGAGCUUUGCAGAAGAUGGAUGCAAUUGGGAGCAUUUUAUCCAUUUUCCAGAAACCACAAUGCUGAUGGCUAUGAGCAUCAGGAUCCUGCAUUUUUUGGACAGAAUUCACUGUUGGUUAAGUCAUCAAGACAUUAUUUAAAUAUUCGCUAUACCUUAUUACCUUUUCUCUAUACUCUGUUUUACAAAGCUCAUAUGUUUGGAGAAACAGUAGUAAGGCCAGUUCUUCAUGAGUUUUACCAGGAUACAAACAGCUGGAUUGAAGACCUUGAGUUUUUGUGGGGUCCUGCAUUACUUAUUACUCCUGUUUUAAGACCGGGAGCAGAUACAGUGAGUGCAUACGUCCCUGAUGCUACUUGGUAUGAUUAUGAAACUGGUGCAAAAAGAACCUGGAGAAAAGAACGUGUUAACAUGUAUCUUCCAGCAGACAAAAUAGGAUUACAUCUUAGAGGAGGUUAUAUCAUCCCUAUUCAACAACCAGAUGUCACAACAACAGCAAGUCGUAAGAAUCCCCUGGGACUUAUAAUUGCAUUAGAUGAAAAUAACACAGCAAAGGGAGACUUUUUCUGGGAUGAUGGAGAAACUAAAGAUACCAUUCAAAAGGGCAACUACAUACUAUAUUCAUUUUCAGUUUCUAAUAACAAUCUAAAUAUUACAUGCACACAUUCAUCAUACCAGGAAGGCACUACCCUAGCAUUUGAAACUAUAAAAGUCCUUGGGUUGACAGACACUGUUACAGAAGUUACAGUGAUGGAAAAUAGCCAAUCAGGGAGUCCUCACAACAAUUUCACUUAUGAUGCUUCCAACCAGAUUCUCCUAAUUAAGGAUCUCAAACUUAACCUUGGCAAAAACUUUAGUGUUCGAUGGAGUCAAGUUUUCUCAGAAAAUGAAAAAUUUACUUGUUAUCCAGAUGCAGACCUUGCAACUGAACAAAAGUGCAAACAACGUGGCUGUUUAUGGGAAGAGAUUUUUGAAUCCCAAGCACCUGAGUGUUACUUUCCUAAACAAGACAACCCCUACUUAGUCAAGUCAACUCACUAUUCAUCAAUGGGUGUAAUGGCUGAACUGCAACUUAAUACUGCAAAUGCUAGAAUAAGUCUACCUUCUGAACCCAUCUCAACUCUUCGUGUGGAGGUGAAAUAUCACAAAAAUAAUAUGCUACAGUUUAAGAUUUAUGAUCCUGAAAAUAAGAGAUAUGAAGUUCCAGUACCAUUAAACAUCCCAACCACUCCAACAAGUACUUAUGAAAACAGACUUUAUGAUGUUGAAAUCAAGGAAAAUCCUUUUGGCAUCCAGGUUCGACGGAGAAGCAGUGGAAGAGUUAUUUGGGAUUCUUGCCUGCCUGGAUUUGCUUUUAAUAAUCAGUUCAUUCAGAUAUCAACUCGCCUGCCAUCAGAAUAUGUAUAUGGCUUUGGGGAAGUGGAACACACAGCGUUUAAGCGAGACCUGAAUUGGCAUACGUGGGGAAUGUUCACCAGAGACCAACCCCCUGGUUACAAACUUAAUUCCUAUGGAUUUCAUCCCUAUUACAUGGCUCUGGAAGAUGAGGAAAAUGCUCAUGGAGUUCUCUUACUCAACAGUAAUGCAAUGGAUGUUACAUUCCAGCCAACUCCUGCUUUAACUUACCGCAUAAUUGGAGGCAUCUUGGAUUUUUAUAUGUUUUUGGGCCCAACCCCAGAAGCUACAACAAAGCAAUACCAUGAAGUAAUUGGCUAUCCAGUCAUGCCACCUUAUUGGGCUUUAGGAUUCCAGUUAUGUCGUUAUGGAUACAGAAAUACUUCACAGGUUCAGCAAGUCUAUAAUGAAAUGGUGGCUGCCAAGAUCCCUUAUGAUGUUCAAUACACAGACAUUGAUUACAUGGAAAGACAACUAGACUUUACAAUUGGUGAAGAAUUCCGAGACCUUCCUGCGUUUGUUGACAAAAUAAGAGGAGAAGGAAUGAGAUACAUUAUUAUCCUGGAUCCUGCCAUUUCGGGGAAUGAAACGGAUGCUUACCCUGCAUUUGACAGAGGGCAGGAGAAAGAUGUCUUUGUCAAAUGGCCUAACACCAAUGAUAUUUGUUGGGCAAAGGUUUGGCCAGAUUUGCCCAAUGUAACAAUAGAUGAAAGUCUAACUGAAGAUGAAGCUGUGAAUGCUUCCAGAGCUCACGUAGCUUUUCCAGAUUUCUUCAGGAAUUCCACAGCAGAGUGGUGGGCACAGGAAAUUAUAGACUUCUAUAAUGAACAGAUGAAGUUUGAUGGCUUGUGGAUUGAUAUGAAUGAGCCAUCAAGUUUUGUAAAUGGGACAACUAGUAAUCAAUGCAGAAAUAGAGAACUGAAUUAUCCACCUUAUUUUCCAGAACUCACAAAAAGAAUGGAUGGAUUACAUUUCAGAACAAUGUGCAUGGAAACUGAGCAGAUUCUUAGUGAUGGAUCAUCAGUUUUGCAUUAUGAUGUUCAUAAUCUGUAUGGGUGGUCACAGAUAAAGCCUACUUAUGAUGCACUGCAGAAGACAACUGGCAAAAGAGGGAUUGUUAUUUCUCGCUCCACUUAUCCUACUGCCGGACGCUGGGCAGGACACUGGCUUGGGGACAACUACGCACGAUGGGACAAUAUGGACAAAUCCAUCAUUGGUAUGCUGGAAUUUAGUCUUUUUGGAAUAUCAUAUACUGGAGCAGACAUUUGUGGCUUCUUCAAUGAUUCGACCUAUGAACUCUGUGCCCGCUGGAUGCAACUUGGAGCGUUUUAUCCGUAUUCAAGAAAUCACAACAUUGCAUUUACUCGAAGACAAGAUCCUGCUUCCUGGAAUGAAACUUUUGCUGAAAUGUCGAGGAACGUUCUAAAUAUUAGAUACAACUUAUUGCCUUAUUUCUAUACACAAAUGCAUGAAAUUCAUGCUCAUGGUGGCACUGUUAUCCGACCCCUUUUACAUGAGUUCUUUAAUGAAAAGACAACAUGGGAUAUAUUCAAGCAGUUCUUGUGGGGUCCAGCAUUUAUGGUCACCCCUGUAUUGGAACCUUAUACUGAAUUUGUUGAUGCCUAUGUCCCCAAUGCUCGGUGGUUUGACUACCAUACAGGCCAAGAUAUUGGUGUCAGAGGACAACGUCAUAGAUUUGAUGCUCCUUUCAAUACAAUAAACCUUCAUGUCCGUGGUGGUUACAUCCUACCGUGUCAAGAUCCUGCUCAAAACACAUUUUGGAGUCGAGUAAAUUACAUGAAGCUCAUUGUUGCUGCAGAUGACAACCAGAUGGCACAGGGAUCUCUGUUUUGGGAUGAUGGAGAGAGUAUUGACACCUAUGAAAAUAACCAAUAUUUUAUGGUCCAAUUUGACUUAAACAAGACCACAUUGACAAGCACUAUAUUGAAAAAUGGCUAUAUAAAUAAAAGUGAAAUGAGGCUUGGAUUCAUCCACAUAUGGGGGAAAGGGAACACUACAGUCAAUGAGGUCACUUUAAUAUAUAAUGGAAGAAAUGAAUCACUUCAAUUUGGCCAAGAAGCAGACAAGGAGAUAUUGAAUAUUGAUCUGGCCUUAAAAAAUGUUACGCUAGAUCAACCAAUAGAAAUCUACUGGUUGUGA